This is a messenger RNA of Tuber melanosporum (Perigord truffle), 920 nucleotides long. RefSeq lists its product as uncharacterized. Lineage: Eukaryota; Fungi; Ascomycota; Pezizomycetes; Pezizales; Tuberaceae. Gene Ontology annotation, biological process: snoRNA localization; box C/D snoRNP assembly; maturation of LSU-rRNA from tricistronic rRNA transcript (SSU-rRNA, 5.8S rRNA, LSU-rRNA). Bases 42 to 551 code for a protein of 169 amino acids. Gene Ontology annotation, cellular component: nucleus; pre-snoRNP complex. The record is from RefSeq and is a predicted model, not a curated record. The transcript is spliced from 2 exons.
CAACAAACACUACAAUGUCAUGAACUCUUCAACCACGCAACAUGGCGGUAUGCGGAAUCUGUCGAGAGGCCGAAUCGAAAUAUAAAUGCCCUUCUUGUAAAGUUCCAUACUGCUCUCUCGCAUGCUACAAGCCGCACAAAGCUGAACAUGAAGCAAAUCCCUUGCCGCCACCGCCGCCAGAACCCCCCGCCGCUACCACUAUCAUUCCCGAAAUAAGGCCCGAAGACAAAAGCCCCUUUUCCCCACUCUUAACAACACCCCUAACUCCCACGCUCCGAAAGCACCUCCUCUCAAUCCACGCCGCAACCAAGAAGCCCAUACACAACCCUAACUCAAGCUACCGUGGUCGCGGUGGUGGCAGGGGCAGAGGUGGAGGUAGAGGUGGACACGAAACCCGCGAGCGAGAAUGGACUGAAGAGCAGGAAACUAAAGCUGCUAUUGAAAAGCUCCGGAUGCUCCGGGAGGAGGGUAAUGAAGAGAUUGAGGAAUUCGUGCAGAUGGUAGUCGGUUUGGUAGAGAAGGAUCAGGGUGACACUCUUCAAAAGAGGUGAAUCUGGGUGCGCGUGUUGGCUAGUUUGAAGGGGGGUCUGAUGUGCUAUGGAUUUUUUUUUCCUUCAUUUUUUUCUGCCGGGCGGUGCGGAUACCGCACCAUCUCGUGUGGUCCAUUCCCCCCUUCCUUCCAGACCCCCGCCCGAGCCCGAGGGAGAGCCCGUAAUUGUGGUUUAUCGCAGUAGUUUUUUUUUGAGAGGCAGGGGACCGCUUGGCUCGCUAUCAAGUAUUGGUGGUGUAAUACUAGGUGAACUGCUGUGGGCUCCUGAGCAGCGAGCAUUCAUGUGUCCCCUUCCCUUCACCUCCAUGUCAUGCAUAAUGCUUGCGAUUAGCUCCAACAAAAGCACCAUAUUCUUAUGGGUGAUAUCAAA